AUGGCUCCAGUAGGGCAUAAAUCUGAUGUUUCUAAUGAAAGUCUGGAAAAAACGUUUAGCAUGAAAGGUGGCAAAGGAGAAUCUAGCUAUGUCAAUAAUUCUCAGGCUCAGGCUCAACAUGCUCGAUCGAUGCUUCAUCUUCUGAGAGAAACCCUAGAUUUAGUACAGCUGAAUUCCCCAGAAAUUCCCUUCGUUGUUGCAGAUUUAGGAUGUUCAUGUGGGAGCAACACUAUAUACAUGAUUGAUGUAAUUAUCAAGCACAUAACAAAGCGCUACGAGGCCACCGACUACGAGCAGCCGCCGGAAUUCUCUGCCUUUUUUUCCGAUCUUCCUUCUAAUGACUUCAACACUCUCUUUCAACUUCUACCUCCAUAUGGUGGUGGUAGCAUGGAGGAAUGCUUAGCUUCCAACAGUCACCGCUCCUACUUUGCUGCCGGAGUACCCGGAUCGUUUUACCGGCGUCUCUUUCCGGCAAAAUCUGUUGAUGUUUUCUAUUCGGCAUUUUCUUUGCACUGGCUCUCUCAGGUUCCGGAUAUUGUCUUGGAUAAGAGAUCGACAGCGUACAACAAAGGAAAAAUCUUCAUCCAUGGAGCAAAUGAAAGCACAGCCACUGCUUACAAGAAGCAAUUCCAGGGUGAUUUAGCAGGGUUCUUAAGAUCAAGAUCAAAAGAAAUGAAAAGAGGAGGGUCCAUGUUCUUAGUUUGCUUGGGAAGGACUUCCUUGGACCCUACGGACCAAGGUGGGGCUGGCCUUCUCUUUGGGACCCAUUUUCAAGAUGCUUGGGAUGAUCUUGUUCAAGAGGGACUAAUUACUAGUGAGAAAAGGGACAACUUCAAUAUUCCGGUGUAUGCACCAAGCCUACAUGACUUCAAGGAGGUUGUCGAAGCCGAUGGUUCAUUUAUCAUUAACAAGCUUGACGUUUUUAGAGGAGGGAGCCCUCUUGUUGUUAACCAACCAGAUGACGCGGCUGAGAUCGGUCGUGCGUUAGCCAAUAGCUGCAGGAGCGUUAGUGGGGUCCUAGUUGAUGCACACAUAGGUGAUCAACUGAGCGAGGAGCUGUUCUAUCGAGUCGAGCACCGAGCCUCAAGCCAAGCUAAAGAGCUACUAGAACAGCUUCAGUUCUUCCAUAUAGUUGCAUCUCUUUCUCUUGCUUAG
This is a messenger RNA of Fraxinus pennsylvanica, 1155 nucleotides long. NCBI's taxonomy places the organism in Eukaryota, Viridiplantae, Streptophyta, Magnoliopsida, Lamiales, Oleaceae. The record is from the annotation of a GenBank genome assembly.